UUACCUGCAGCUGCUGUUACCUUGGAAACCAAGUAUAACAACCACUGCUCUGAGUUAAUUUUUACACGUUUUCUGUGUAAAUUGUAGGAGCCUGAAAUAGGAGUGAAUUCAAUAUGAUUAUGAGUAGCGACUACUACGAGACGCUGGAAAUAAACAGACAUGCUCCAGACGCUGAAAUCAAAAGAGCAUAUCGACGUCUUGCAUUGAAGUUUCAUCCGAGCUGCAGAGAGACUGGUAGCGUGGAGAGAUUCAGUCAGCUGGGGGAAGCAUACGACGUGCUGAGCGACCCUCAGAAAAAGGCGACUUAUGAUAAGUUUGGUGAGGAGGGUCUGAAAGGUGGAAUCCCACCUGAGUUUGGCAGCAGCGGCGCUUGGUCAUCUAAAUAUGAAUACCAUGGGAACCCAGACCAAACAUUCAGACAGUUCUUUGGAGGCGACAACCCAUUUGCAGACUUCUUUACAAAUGAUGCACCACUUCAGUUUGGUGGACUGCAACAAGUGGUGGUGAAGACACAGGACUGUCAUAUAGAGAGAGACCUUCAUCUGUCUCUGGAUGAUCUCUUCCAUGGAUGCACUAAAAAGAUUAAGAUCUCUCGCAGGGUUAUGAAUGAGGAUGGAUGCACAUCCAGUAUCAAAGACAAGAUCCUGAAUAUACAUGUGGAGCCUGGAUGGAAAGAGGGCACAAGAGUAGUGUUCUCCAAAGAGGGAGAUCAGGGGCCAAACAGCAUCCCUGCUGAUAUUGUGUUCAUAGUCCGACAGAAGAGUCAUCCUCUGUUUGUAAGACAACAAAGUGACCUGAUAUACAAGGCCCAGAUCUCUUUAGAGAUGGCCUUGACUGGAUUCUCAGUGGAUGUGGAGACACUAGAUGGCAGGCUUCUCACUAUUCCUAUCAAUGAUAUAGUGCACCCUGCAUACAAAAAGGUAGUGACUGGAGAGGGGAUGCCGCUGUCACAGAAUCCUUCUCAGAGAGGACACCUCAUCAUUACUUUUGAAGUCCAGUUUCCAGAGAAGCUCUCAGCUGAGAGGAAGCAACUCAUCAAGCACGCUCUCAAUUUUAAAUUUUGAUGCAUUUCUUAUACAUGUGUUCUUAUCGUGUUACAUGUAAACACCAUAACUGUGCUGCGACACCAGCCUUCCAGCAGAUGAUCACAGUUACAGCAUUGUUGUGCAGUUGUGAUUUGCUGCCAUCAUGGCUCGUUUCAGCUGCUCAUAUGUAACAAACAUCACCACGUUCCAGGAGCCCAGGCGCAAGAACGACGGCAUGAAACUGAAGAAGAAUAAAAACAUAGAUUGUAAUCAGUUCAUAUUAAAAGCUGCUUUUUAACAUUUAGUUUAUAAACAUUUA
Molecule: messenger RNA, 1344 nt
Organism: Notolabrus celidotus (New Zealand spotty)
Lineage: Eukaryota; Metazoa; Chordata; Actinopteri; Labriformes; Labridae
Gene: dnajb13
Product: DnaJ heat shock protein family (Hsp40) member B13
Exons: 8
Coding region: 114-1064 (316 amino acids)
Cellular component (GO): cytosol
Molecular function (GO): protein-folding chaperone binding
Source: RefSeq, a predicted model, not a curated record